AUGACCCCACGGUCACCCAAAUCAAAUAAGUCGACCACCAUCUCACGCAGACUUAGAUCCAGAGCUAGCCAGCAUCUCUCCAUACAGCCGCCCGAGCUCCCUCAGAUUCGCAACUUGCGCUCCCGCCGCGCCGCAACAGCAGCAGCAUCCUCCAGGAAUCCCCCCGCUGGACAGCUAUCCGCCAUAUCUGUCACUUCGCGACCAGAGCCCCAUCACGAGGCUGCCUGGGAUCCUCCAGAGCUCCCACAGUCCUUUCAACGUGUCCGAACCUCACACUCGACAGUAUACGAGCCCCACCUCGAGUCGCAUUCAAAUUCGCUGCUUUCCCAGCCCAUCGACUCGUACAGCUCUGAACAGCUUCCUCCGCCAACCCUAUCUUCCUACAACACCGAGGCACGCCAGUACCAUAUUCAGGCAUCACCAGCGCCAGACCUCCCUUCACUCCAGCUUUCCCAGUUCUCAGAGCACCCCACUUCCGGUGAAUUCGAUCUGCGCCUUGCAGCAGGCCCCGGCCUUCAAUCCAACCAGCAAGUGGAUUUACAGAAUAUGAGUGCUAUUGACUUCAUGGUUCCUUCGCAUUACGGUUCCAUGGAUCAGUACGGUUCUUCCGCCCCGCUAGACUCUCACAGCUACCAAAUGCGACAGCAGUCACAAUCAUCGGCAGGAUACGCUCCAGCCUAUGUCUCGAGUCCGCCAUUACGGAGUCAGUCAGGUCGGUCAGAGGCGGGGAUGCCACCAUACCAAUCAACUUCAAUACCUCGUUCCCCUUACCAGCAGCCACUCGGACCUAUGCGCGGAAGUCCAACACCAAUGUCAUACCCCCCAGGAUCAAGCGACUCAUCUGCAAUCAUCGGCACUCCUCCAGCACAUUCAUACGGUUAUCCUGCAAUGCAACCCACCCUACCAAACCAGCCUAUCAGCUCACUGGGAAACCACGGGUCUAGCUAUCCACCAGCCGACGCAUACCCUCCAACUAGCUACGAGAUGGCCUAUGGGUCUCUCCCCACAACCAUGUACCCACCUUCAGCAACGCCCGCCUACUCCUACGACCACAUGGCGCAGCCCAAUCCCGCAGCAGGCGGCCUGUCCUCCUCGCCGGAGCAGCGUAACGUACGUGUACUCAACCAACGGCCCAAGCCGCAGUGCUGGGAACACGGCUGUAACGGACGGCAAUUCUCAACCUUCAGCAACCUCCUACGGCACCAGCGCGAGAAGUCUGGAACGGCGGCGAAGAGCUACUGCCCUCGGUGCGGCGCUGAAUUCACGCGCACGACGGCGCGCAACGGACACAUGGCCCACGAGAAGUGCAAGUCCCGGCGGCCGUCCGACGCAAGCCAGUAA
Mytilinidion resinicola is the source of this 1341-nucleotide messenger RNA. RefSeq lists its product as uncharacterized. The coding region runs from base 1 to 1341 and encodes 446 amino acids. The record is from RefSeq and is a predicted model, not a curated record. Lineage: Eukaryota; Fungi; Ascomycota; Dothideomycetes; Mytilinidiales; Mytilinidiaceae. The transcript is spliced from 4 exons.